Raphanus sativus (radish) is the source of this 2265-nucleotide messenger RNA. RefSeq names its product scarecrow-like protein 4. NCBI's taxonomy places the organism in Eukaryota, Viridiplantae, Streptophyta, Magnoliopsida, Brassicales, Brassicaceae. Gene Ontology annotation, biological process: regulation of DNA-templated transcription. Bases 150 to 1961 code for a protein of 603 amino acids. Gene Ontology annotation, molecular function: DNA-binding transcription factor activity; sequence-specific DNA binding. Gene Ontology annotation, cellular component: nucleus. The transcript has a single exon. The record is from RefSeq and is a predicted model, not a curated record.
AAACUCUAUUUAGCUCGAGAUCCCGCCGUUUCACUCUCUCUCCCUCUCUCUCUCUCCGUCAUCGUCUUCUUCAUUUCAUAGUGACACGAAUCUGCAGGUGGUAGUCUUACUAGACCGCCUUAUAAGCUCCGGUUAGAUCUGGCCGUAGGAUGGCUUACAUGUGCACUGACAGUGGCAAUCUAAUGGCGAUAGCUCAUCAGGUGAUCAAACAAAAGCAGCAACAAGAACAGCAACAGCAGCAGCCUCCAGACCAUCAGAUCUUUGGUAUCAACCCUCUGUCCCUCAACCCCUGGCCUACACCGAACACCCAGUCGCUCGGGUUUGGGCUCUCCGGUUCGGGUUUUCCCGACCCGUUUCAGGUUACCGGCGGCGGAGAUCCCGGCGAUUCAGCGUUUCCGUUUCACAGCUUAGACCAUCACCAUCCCACCUCCGGCGGCGGUGGCGGUGGCGGUGGGUUUCGGCUCUCUGAUUUCGACGGUGGAGCUGGCGGCGAGUUCGAGUCCGACGAGUGGAUGGAGACUCUUAUUACCGGUGGAGACUCGGUUGCCGCGGAAGGUCCUCCUGAUUGUGACACGUGGCAAAAUAAUCCGGAUUUCGUAAUCUACGGUCCGGAUCCCUUCGCGGCUUACCCGAGUCGGCUCAGCGUCCCGUGUUCUCAACCGUCGGAUCUCAACCAAGUCAUCGCUACUUCCACUUCACUCCCCUCCGCCUUGUGGGCUCCCUCUUCGCCACUCUCGGUCCCUCCUCCGCUUCCAUCUUCAUCUCCGCCUCGUCAGAAAACAAAACAUCCGGAGCCUAACGACUCGGAAGAAGACGGCGGCGGCUCUCAGGACUUCGACCUAGAACCGCCUUUACUGAAAGCCAUCCACGACUGUUCACUCAUCUUAGACUCCGAGCCCCCCGAAGACGCUGCCAAGGCGCUCGUUCGGAUCCGAGAAUCCGUAUCCGAGCACGGUGAUCCGACGGAGCGAGUGGGGUUCUACUUCUCCGAAGCUCUCCGCAGCAGAUUAUCUCCCAAUUCCGUCUCGAACGAUUCGUCCCAGGCGGCGGUCGAGAAUUUAGUCAUGUCUUACAAAACCCUAAACGACGCGUGCCCCUACUUCAAAUUCGCGCAUCUGACGGCGAAUCAGGCGAUUCUCGAAGCCACGGAGCAUUCCAGCAAGAUCCACAUCGUCGAUUUCGGGAUCGUUCAAGGUAUCCAAUGGCCUGCUCUUCUCCAAGCGCUAGCGACGCGAUCUUCGGGUAAACCCGCUCGAGUCCGGAUCUCGGGCAUACCGGCUCCGUCUCUAGGCGAAUCUCCGGAGCCCUCGCUGAUCGCCACCGGGAACCGACUCGGUGAUUUCGCCAAGGUCUUGGAUCUGGAUUUUGAGUUCGUCUCGGUUCUCACUCCGAUCCACUCGCUAGACGGGUCGAGUUUCCGGGUGGAUCCGGAUGAGGUACUGGCGGUUAAUUUCAUGCUUCAGCUCUAUAAAUUACUCGAGGAGACUCCCACGGUCGUUGACACCGCGUUACGGCUCGCGAGGUCGUUGAACCCGAGGGUGGUUACUCUGGGAGAGUACGAUGUGAGUCUUAACCGGGUCUGUUUCGCUAACCGGGUGAAAAACGCGCUUCAGUUCUACUCUGCGGUUUUCGAAUCCCUCGAGCCGAAUUUGGGGCGAGAUUCGGAGGAGAGAGGGAGAGUGGAACGGGUGCUGUUCGGUCGGACGAUCUCGGGUUUGGUCGGACCGGAGAUAACCGGGAAUCAGAGGGAACGGAUGGAAGAUAAAGAACAGUGGAGGGUAUUGAUGGAGAAUGCCGGUUUUGAAUCGGUUAAGCUCAGCAAUUACGCAGUGAGCCAAGCGAAGAUUCUGUUGUGGAACUACAAUUACAGCAAUUUGUAUUCGAUUGUUGAAUCGAAGCCAGGGUUCGUCUCCUUGGCCUGGAAUGAUUUGCCUCUCCUCACUGUUUCUUCGUGGCGAUGAUAAUAGAACCGAACCAACCCGGUAUUUGUAGUGUUGUUCUGUUUCCAGUGUUGUUUUUUGGUUAAGACGAAACAAGUAUUUAAAUGUUAAUAUACGCCUUGGUUUGGUGAUCAUAGUGUUUUAGUUUCAAUGUUGAAUUAUUUUCGGGGUAGGUUUUGAUUUUUCCCGCAAGCUUAAUGUGGUUUUUAUUUGUUUUUCUUUUAACUUUGUUGGUUAUAUAAAAGUAGGUUAAAAGCUGUUUUUAGUCUUGCUGUGUACUCAACUACUUGUUUGCUCGUUUAGAUAAUGUAAGAUUUGUUUGCUU